AGGACCCAAGUUCCAGUUGCUUCCAUUUGCAGAAAACUCCAUAAGCGCCACGUCUUCACCUGCUUUCUUUCUCCCUCUUUUUAUUCUGCUAUUAUUGCACCCAAAAUAAAAAUUAAAAAAAAAACAAACUGUUCUAUAAAUAUAUUAUAUAUGUGCCCUCCCUCCACCUUCUCUGCUUCCAAAGAAAGACAUGACCUCCAACUUCUAUAUCAUAAUAUAAUAUAUAUUCCCUUUAGUGUAAUUGUGUCUUCUGAUCUCUUAAAAGCAGAGAAAUAUAACUUAAUUAAGAAAAGUUAAAUGGAAAAGUAUGAGAUUCUUAAGGACAUUGGUUCUGGCAAUUUUGGGGUUGCCAAGCUGGUCAAGGACAAGUGCAGUGGGGAGCUUUUGGCUGUCAAGUAUAUUGAAAGGGGCCAUAUGAUUGAUGAGCAUGUUCAGAGGGAAAUCAUGAACCAUAGAUCCCUCAAGCAUCCCAACAUUAUUAGGUUCAAAGAGGUGUUUUUGACAGAGACCCAUUUGGCCAUAGUGAUGGAAUACGCCUCCGGGGGAGAGCUAUUCGAUCGAAUUUGUAAUGCUGGAAGAUUUAGUGAGGAUGAGGCAAGAUUUUUCUUCCAACAGCUAAUAUCAGGAGUCAGUUAUUGCCACUCUAUGCAAAUCUGUCAUAGAGAUCUCAAGCUUGAAAACACGCUUUUAGAUGGAAGCUCGACGCCCCGCCUCAAAAUAUGCGAUUUUGGCUAUUCCAAGGCAAUAAUAAAUGCUCACUUUUCGAGAUAGAUUAAAACGAUUAAAUCUGUUAAACUAUCUCACAUCGGGGAAAAAAAUUGGAGAAAAUUAUAAUGAGUUAAUUAUCGAUUGGAUUCAGUCUUUUAGUAUUUGUGUUGAAUUGUGUGUGAAAUUGAUGACUAUUGGUGUUCAUUUUUUAGUCUGCAGUUUUGCAUUCACAGCCCAAGUCCACAGUUGGAACCCCAGCAUACAUUGCACCAGAAGUCUUUUCAAGAAAAGAGUAUGAUGGAAAGAUUGCAGAUGUUUGGUCUUGUGGGGUUACCCUAUAUGUGAUGCUGGUUGGUGCUUAUCCCUUUGAAGACCCUGAGGACCCUAGAGAUUUCAAGAAAACCAUCACUAGAAUAUUAAGUGUUCAAUAUUCAAUCCCGAGCUACGUCCGGAUAUCCAAGGAGUGCAAGCAUCUCUUAUCUCGGAUAUUCGUGUCAGAUCCCGACGAGGCACUACCUUGUAUGGGAUUAUCAAAUCGUGCAAACCAAGAUAUAAAAGUUAAGGUGAAAUGUGUAUGCAGAGGAUAAGGAUAGAGGAGAUCAAGAAACACCCAUGGUUUCUUAAUAGCUCUUCCGAAGAAACCAUGGACUCUUCACUCGAAGACAUCAAUGGAGAAGCAAAUGGUGGUGGUGAUGAUGAUGAUAAGAAUAAAGCUUGGCAGAGUGUCGAGCAGGUGUUGGCCAUAAUACAAGAGGCUCGCGAGGCGACCGGACCGGGUGGCCUACUGGUUGAUGACAUGGAUGAAAUAGACUUUGAUGGUGAGAUAGAUGAGGAGGAGGAGGAGGAUGAUGAUAUGGAGUCAAGUGGGGACUUCAUAUGUGCAUUUGUGAGCUAGCCAAAGUCACUACUACUAUUUCAUGCCAUUGUCAAUGAACCUCAUCAUUUUAUGUUUGUGCUCUCUACUCUCUUUGUUGCGCUGAAAAAAAUCUAACUUGUAAUGUAAUCUGAACUACGAGUUGGAAUUUUUUCAGCGAAAUUGAAGAAAUAGUAUGAGUUUAAAGGGGUUAUUGCUUGAACUGAAGAAUAAUGAAUAGUAUUCUCUCCG
Messenger RNA from Cuscuta campestris, 1813 nucleotides. The record is from the annotation of a GenBank genome assembly. NCBI's taxonomy places the organism in Eukaryota, Viridiplantae, Streptophyta, Magnoliopsida, Solanales, Convolvulaceae.